Molecule: messenger RNA, 1058 nt
Organism: Ornithorhynchus anatinus (platypus)
Lineage: Eukaryota; Metazoa; Chordata; Mammalia; Monotremata; Ornithorhynchidae
Gene: GRPEL2
Product: GrpE like 2, mitochondrial
Exons: 4
Coding region: 10-678 (222 amino acids)
Biological process (GO): protein import into mitochondrial matrix; protein folding
Cellular component (GO): PAM complex, Tim23 associated import motor
Molecular function (GO): adenyl-nucleotide exchange factor activity; protein homodimerization activity; protein-folding chaperone binding
Source: RefSeq, a predicted model, not a curated record
GCAGGCACCAUGGCGACGGUGCCCGGGCGCUGCGCGGGUCUUGCACGACGCCCUCUGCACCGACUCCUCGCCCUGGGCAGAGGCCCCUCGAUGACCUUCAGCACGGCCGCCCAGAGGAGCACCGGCGACGAGUGCAGCUCGGAUGACCCCCCGACCUCCGACGAGCCCGACCCCUCGCUGGCCCUGCAGACCCUGGAGCACAGAGCCGUUAAACUGGAAGCGGAGGUCCGGGACUUAACGGAAAGAUAUCAGAGGGCUUUGGCGGACUCCGAAAACGUUAGGCGGCGCACGCAGAAAUUUGUGGAAGAUGCUAAACUGUUCGGGAUCCAGAGCUUCUGCAAAGACUUGGUGGAGGUGGCCGACAUCUUGGAGAAGGCCUCCGACAGCAUUUCCAGGGACGCCGCCCCCGGGGACCAGAAGCCGACCCUCGAGAAGAUCUCCGAGGGCCUUUCUGUCCUAGAAGCCAAACUUCAGAGCGUGUUCGCCAAGCACGGCCUACAGAAGAUGGCCCCCAUCGGCGGCAAGUACGACCCGUACGACCACGAGAUAAUCUGCCACGUGCCGGCCGAGGGCGUCCAGCCGGGGACGGUGACGCUGGUGACCCAGGACGGCUACAAGCUUCACGGCCGCACCAUCCGACACGCUCAGGUCGGGGUGGCCGUGGAGUCGCAGGAGUGAGUCCGACACCCCGGGGCGUUCCCCGGAACCGGUGACCCCCCCAAACCGGAAUCCUAGCCGACUCAACGGCCCCGUGGAGAUGGCGGUCGCCGGUUUCGCCUUUAUUUAUUCAACUGGGUCCGUAUUGGACGUCGGCUGCUUUGUGGGACGUCCGGGGGCUGGUUUGUCGGGUGAAAUUCCGGGACGUUCUCGUUGGUCUGACGUGACGUUUUGCCUCGGCUUCCGUCGGGUUGCUCACGCCAAUGGGGGUGGGGGUGGUCCCUCCGUUUUCGGUGACCCUCGUCAUAGGGUACGUCGGGGAAAAAGGUAUUUAUAUACGGCUGCUCUGGUGUCUUUUGGGUAGAAUGUCUGGACGCGGUAGGAAUAGAGAUAAAAGUGUG